CUACUUACCUACUCCGUACUCUGUACUCCUUCUCCAGAACGCAACUGAAACUUCUGGUGGCCUCAGGCGCUUUCGCUUACCUCCACUUCCUCCUCCUCUUCCGUCUCUCCUCUGCAACUCCACCCGCUUUUCCCUGACCUUUCGCUUCUUUCUAGCAUUUUUCCCUGGUUGGUCUGUGUAUUUUGCUGGUGAUCUAGACAGACUCCAUCCAUUUAUCCAUCCAUUGUUGGCGCCGCCUUCCGCUUCUCUCGCCUGGAUCACCGACCCCUUCCUUAGUCCUUCUGUCACUCUCUUCUAUAUCGUCUUUGUGACUCUGCUUCUCGACCCUCCUGUUUGCUUCAGCCCUCCUCCACCCUUGAUUCAUCUCUCCCCCGCAUUGAAUUUUUUUUCUGCAGUCUUGAGACUGGAUCGGAUCCCUCGUCACAUUCUCGCCUCCUCCGCCCCUCGUUUCUCUCCCCCCUCUUGGAGGAAGGCGAUGUGAAACGGGCUGUGUGCGCGAUGGCAGCGUCCUUGCACCACCCGGAGGCGGAGCGAGAGCGCAUUCGUGAUCUAUCUAGAUACUAUUGUACUGUUGAUCGUCCUCCUCUCCGCUUGGCAGCCGCCGACUCCCAAGACACUUCCAACCUCGACAUUCCUGACGAUGGUGUUCUCCCAGAGGCUCGACUUUCCUCUGAUAUCACCCUGACCGCGCUGGCCCAGUUGGGCGUAUAUCGCUUUGGCUGUAACCGCUCCUUUGUCUCCAUCAUUGACGGCGUGAACCAGUACAUUAUCGCUGAAGCUACCAAAUCUAUCUCCUUGCGGAACAAUGACCAACACGACCCGGACGAUGGGAUCUAUCUAGGAGUGCGUACCCUCGACCUGAUCUGGGGCGUCUGUCCCCAUUCCAUCGCUCUUUUCACCGGUCAAGAUGCUUCGAAAAUAGUCGACUCGCCCAAUCUUACCGCCAAUCUCUCCCGCUUCGUCGUUCGAGAUUUCACCAAGGAAGACUUCUACAAGGAUCGUCCCUACGUCGUCGGAUGGCCGUACUUUCGCUUCUACGCUGAGGUCCCCAUUUACAGCCCCGCAGGCUACGUGCUCGGCACCUUCUGCGUCAUUGAUGACCAUCCUCGCGACCAUUUUGGAGAUGCCGAUAUCGCCACCCUGCGCGAAAUCGCCGAUGCCAUUUCAGGUCAUUUGGAACAUGUCCGGAUCGCCCACUAUCACCGUCGUGCCGAAAGCCUGGUCAAAGGGUUGACCAGCUUUGUGAAGGGACACUCCGAAUUUGAUCCAACGGAAGUGCCGCCGGUAACGGUGCCAAGUGACUCCUCAUCUUCCUCCACGGAGUCAGAAGCGCCUCAAUGGCUUGAGAGCGAAUCCCCGCCCGAUGCCCCCGAGCCACCCACAGGGCAUCCCUCCAGUGCUUCGGAAUUGACGGGGGAGCUUACAUCACUAUUCUCCGCGGUCACGUGUUCAGAACGAAGCAGCGCGUCAACCUCGGUCAAUCCAGCCCCUCGAUCCACGAACCAUAGUGCCGACGAUGAGCUGUGCGAUCCCCGGGAUACGGUCGUGGGAGCAUCCGAACGCUCGGACUUCCCAGCGGUCUCGGUACGGAACCCACCGAGUUUGUCGGACAACCUGGCGCGCAUCUUCGCGCGGGCCAGCGCCACUUUGCGUGACUCGAUGGACCUGGAUGGCGUAGUCUUCUUUGAUGCCUCUCGCAGCAACUCCGGAGUUGUCCGACCGGGUCAUGUAGGUUCUUGGGAGCCGCUCCCAACCUCCGCCAAUCCUGAAUUCCUUGCCGAUCCGUAUCCGAGCCCGGCUGACUUAGCCGGGGUUGGCUCACUCUCCAAGGCUGCCGAAAGACCCUGUGAUAUCCUAGGAGAGGCGCGCCAUCCUUCAGUAGCCGCUUGCAGUGAAUCGAACCCGGUGACCGAAGACUUGUUGAACCGUCUUGUAGCAGUCUACCCUCAUGGCCAGUUCAUCAAUCUCCACGAGGAACUGGCCACUGCGAGAUCGUCGACACCUUCCAUGCGAGAGACGCCCUCGGACGAUUCAUCGAGUCCGUCCUCGGAGGCACCACAGACAAAUGCCACGCGUCUGUGCCUUGAAUUGAAGCAGUGUUUCCCUGAGGCCUACAGCGUGCUUUUCUAUCCAUUAUGGGAUUGGAACCGCUCACGCUGGCUGGCCGGAACCCUUGUCUGGACCCGCGGUAGCGAUCGCGCCCUCGACAUGGAAGAACUACAUUACUUCAAGGUUUUUGGUGAUUCGAUCAUUUCUGAAGUCGCGCGAGUGGACUGGGCCACCAUUCAGCGCUCCAAGUCCGCCUUCAUCUCCUCAGUCAGUCAUGAAUUACGCUCGCCCUUGCAUGGCAUUUUGGCCUGUGCGGAAUUGUUGCAGACGAGUCCAUUAGACCCUUCCCAAGCGCACUGGAUGAGCAUGGUGCAAAGCUGCGGGUUGACUCUGCUUGAUACAUUGAAUCAUCUGCUCGACUUUGCUAAGAUCAAUAACUUGACCACCGGAGAGGAGGUCAAUAAAUCGUCCAACAAUUCAUCAUCGGUCAACCUCAUGACCAUUUUCGAUCUGGAUGCCUUGAUCGAAGAGGUGACCGACGUGCAAUAUACCGGCCAGCGACUGGGUCGGACGAUCAGUCCGCUCACAAGACGUCUGAUGCACACCCCUUCCAAUGCGACGCUCCAGGACGGCGAAUUGACGGUGGUGGUGCGUGUGCAGGACCGUCAGGCGUGGACUGUGCAGUCCGUGGCCGGGGCUUGGCGGCGUAUCGUCAUGAAUCUCCUGGGAAACUCCUUGAAGUGGACCAAAACAGGGUUCAUCGAGGUCUCACUUUCCAAAGCCCGGCGCAAAUCCGAUCCGCAAUCGAUCUUCGCUCACCUGACCGUUACCGACACUGGGCGUGGGAUUGCCCCCGACUUCUUGAAGCAUAAGCUCUUCUCCCCAUUUGCACAGGAGGAUUCUCUCUCGGAAGGGCUCGGAUUGGGCUUCAGCAUUGUCCGGCAAUUGGUUUCAUCCCUCGACGGGCACAUCAACGUGCGCAGUGAGCUAGGUAUUGGCACGCAGGUCGAUAUCUACAUUCCUGUGCGUCUGUUGGGUUCAAGCCUCGGAAAUGCAGCGCCCGGCCCUGGGGUAGUCUCACCUCCCGCUAUACCGACCGCUCCGCUGAGGUUCUCCCUAGUGGGCUUCGACAGCUACCCGCACCCUCGGGAAGUUCCAACUGGAAUCUUGCCAGCGGAAGCCAAGCGCAAGCUGGCCAUCCGCAGCUCAUUGACCUCAGCCCUUCUAAAACAGCCUGGUUGGAGUCUGACCCAGGCUGAGUCGCUAGCCGAUGCAAAGGGUGAAGUUGCCGUGAUUGAAGAGGAAAGCCUGAGUAGAGCCAUGGCGGCCGGCAAGUUGCAGCCGUCUAUGGGCGCUUUGGGGGGAUUUAAAUUCCUCCUUGUUCUCGACAGUGACCAGGAAUUGGUCCGCGAUACUCUGGCCCCGAAUAUGAUUCGUGUUUCACAGCCGUUCGGACCUCGAAAAUUCGACGAAAUUCUCACUCGCAUACUCCUUCUAUACUACGAGUACAUCAAGAAUCCUACACCAUGCCAAACGCCACUGUCCCCGCCUACGGUUGAUCCUACACUUUCCCCCACUCCCGAAUCAUUCCCAAGCAUGCCACUGCCGUCGGCUCCGCCGCUUGAUACCCACCAAUCCACCUCACCUCCCCCCAAACCACAAAAAGAUGUCCAUGUACUGAUCGUGGAUGACAAUGAGAUUAAUCUCAAGAUCCUCGCCACAUUUAUCCGCAAACUCGGCUGCAGCUAUGACACAGCCUCCAACGGGCUUAUCGCACUCAACACGUACAAAGACUCCACUCGUCGCCACGAUCUCGUCCUCAUGGGUAAGUCCGUUUAUUGACCCUAUCCAGUCUUUGCAAGCGCCCUGCUGACCGAAGCUUCCAGAUAUCUCCAUGCCUGUGAUGGACGGCAUCACUUCCACCGAGCAGAUUCGUC
Molecule: messenger RNA, 3986 nt
Organism: Aspergillus saccharolyticus JOP 1030-1
Lineage: Eukaryota; Fungi; Ascomycota; Eurotiomycetes; Eurotiales; Aspergillaceae
Product: hybrid sensor histidine kinase/response regulator
Exons: 6
Coding region: 499-3891 (1130 amino acids)
Biological process (GO): phosphorelay signal transduction system; phosphorylation
Molecular function (GO): phosphorelay sensor kinase activity; protein binding
Source: RefSeq, a predicted model, not a curated record